UUUUUUUUUUUUUUUUUUUUCAAAAUGUGUAGGCCCGGCUAGUUCUGAGUCAUACAUGGCCGAGUCUUUACUGUUGCAGUUCGUAGCUCGCGGCUCUUGUUGCCUAGGGCAUGCUGUUUGUAAGCGCAAGAGAUGGAGGAGGAAGGAGGGAAAGGAAGGAAAGAAGGGAAGAAGGAAAGAAAGGAAGAAGGAAAGAAGGGAAGAAGGGAAGAAGGAGAGAAGGAGAGAAUGAGAGAGUGAGGGCCGGUCUCUGGCAGGUCCGUUGGGAGGACGAAUGACGGGCUAGGAAAUAAGGCUGCCCUGUUCAGUUGUGCUGGCCCAUAUCUUAUCCUCACACCUUCUCUUCACUACAGCCAUUCCUCCCCAUUCAGGAUCACCGCCUAAGAUCGUCGCCCUAUCCAUGAACAAGCAAUGGCACCAGGUGGGGAACUACAGGGGGUUUAACUACGAUCCAAACUACACCAGGAGACAGGACUACAUCGCCUACGACAGGAGCAACUACAACGAAAACAAACAAAACAGCUGUAGCCACCCUGCCAGCACCAGGCACAGUAAGGGCAACAACAACAACAACAACAAUUACACAGACGGCCGCUAUUCAAGAAAAAACAGCGAUAGCUCCACUCACGAGGCAUCGUUUACUACUACUCCUGCCCAGGCGCUCUCAUCCUUCACAGCAAUGCGUAGCAUCGACUACAGCACCGACUCUUCAGUCAGUUAUCCCAGUAGCAGAGCUUCACAGUCCCCCUCCGUAUCGGACGCGUCCCCACGCAGGGAUUAUGAAUACGACGAUCCAGGAUACAGCAGCGCCCGUACAGGCGCGUUCGAUGGAGCGACUUCAGAUUCAAGGGGAUACAGAGUCGACGACAGGCCACACGGUUCCGCAUAUGUCCCCCAGAAAACGGACAGCUCCAACGUGAACGAGACUGUCGACAGAGGCUUCCAAGACCUAGCAGGAAGACGCGAACAUGAAUGGAACAGACCCCCUAUAGGCAACAGCAACUCAUGGUCAUCAAACCAAGACUCCUCAGCUGGUCACUAUGAUUCUUUUCAGAGUGAUCGUGAUAAACAACAGCAGGGUAUUGAUCGCAACAACAACAUCAGCAAGCAUGGGGCCAAGGCAAAUCAAAGUACAAUUAAGUGGCCACAUGAGUUGAUGUUGUCCAGCAGUAGUUCUGUCGGCCGGUCGGACCAAAAUAUCGUGAGGAGUCCCCCUCAAUCGAGCCCCUCCAGCCGCAACUCCAGCGUUGACCCCAAACAGCACCCGACUUCGUCUACAAUGCAGCCUCCAUCACUCCAGCAAUCACCAUGGAGACAGGCACCGUUGAUUCCACAAUCAACUGAGCGUGCUCCAGUGUCCGCCGUCCUCAAGCGGGCCUUGGUCAAUCUUGCAGCAUUUUCGCAGAAAUUGCAAAGCUCGGCGGUACAGGCGGCGAAGGCAGGACGGCAUGAUCUUGUCGCCAAAAUCAACAUCUGGGUGCUAGCCAACCUGUCUCAUAUUAACGCCUACAGGGUUAUUCUGGAUAAUAUUCCCCGUGGCAUGGAUGCUGUGGAGCGGACGGAUAUUCUACUCAUUAUAAGUCAGGAAAUCAACGAAAUACGAGAACAGGCGAAGUCACAUCUUAAGUCUAUCGAGCUCAUUCGAACGAGCGAAAGCACGCUCCGAAUCAGACAAGAACCAAGCGCAUCAUCCAAGCUGCAGACAAUGUCGACGCCAGUAAAGCCUGUCGCACCACAACCUAUCACAGGACCUCUCGCAGUGCCUGAGCGCCAACCAAAGGCGGAGCCGCAAGCGACGUGGCCUGCCUGGACAAGCACGCCUGCCGUUGCCUGCUUUGUACCUACGACAGAACCUGCCAACUAUCCCGACAAGGAAAGAGUGUCCAAGCGAAUGCUCUCUGAUGAACUAGAGCAGCAGACGAUCUGUUCUCAGGAGACGAAUCCUUCUUAUACCAACCAAGGCUCAGUCAAGAAGGCCAGGACAGCUGAGCCUACAUCUGACAUUGCCUUGCUCCCUACUGAAGGGCCUUAUUCUCAAAACAUUGAAUGUAUGCACGAUACAAGAGCGCCAGUGGCAACAGCUAGCCACGAAAUCCCAGUUGUGGUGGUCGGUCCAACCGUCAGCGAAUCUAGUAAGAGUAUGUCAAGUAAUACUGCUGUCGGACCCGCGUACGGUACUGCGGUACCCUUGCCGACCUUUGAACAGCCACUGUUGCAGACAUUGUCACCAUCAGCGCCAUUUUGUCACCAAGAAACCAGUCUUCCACAGCAGCAGACAAUUCCAGUGGUGACCGUUGAUACCGUACUCGGCACUGCAACCGCAGAGGCAUCAACCAUGGUGCUACCGAUAGUUCCAAUGGUGACAGUUCCAGCGACAACAGUUCCAAUGGCGACGUCACCUUUAUCUCAAAACAGCCCAACGCCUGCAGUUGCACAAGAUUCUCAGGUCGCGGAACUCAAAGUAUUGGUAACAACAACAACAGACGCCAACAUUAUGGCAGCGAAUGACACUGCGACAUCAUCGUCCUUGGUGCAGAAUCUACAGGAGACACCUCGGACGAGUAGCGGUAGCCCUGCGCAGGACGCAGCAUCGCUCCAUCCUUCACCUUCGCAGACUGUUGAUACAGUCAAGGGGGCUGUGGAAGACACUCGUUCUUUGGGUACCAGCCAGUCUGACGUCUCUAAGGCCGCAACAACCAAAUAUCUGGAUCUCCAGCAGCAGCUCAGUAUGAUCCGUGAAGAGGCACGCGAACAGCGUGCACGGACCGAUCAGGUGAUGGCUCUUCUCCAUAAUGAAGCUCAACAGCGUCGACUGGCUGAGCAGCGGCUUGCAGAGUUGAGGGCCGAAAAUCAAGAGAAGGCAUUCGAGAUCCUUCGGAGUGAUCUUGAGGCGAAGAGAGCAGAGGCGGUGUCGAUGAUGCAUAAGGCCCAGGUUGAGAUGCAGGAGGCGGCACUAACUGUGGCAAGGACAAGAGAGGAGCGUGCGGAGGCCUUGUUUCAGGCUGCGAAGUUCGAGGCUGAGAACCAGAGGCUGCUCAGGAAGAUUAUGGAGAUGAGCUGUCGAUGUGACGGAGAAUUUCCGCCGGUGGAGAAAGCUGUACAUCCAUUGAUGGUAAUGGGUGUGGAUUAUAGUAAGGUUUGUUCAGUCCCGGAAUCUCCCCAUUCGGGCGUAACUGAGUCGUCUUCGGUGAUUGUGAGACAGGAAGGCAAUCCUUUUGCUUUCGUGAAGAAUUUGGCGACGACGGCUCCGGCAACUCCUGAAGUGGAUCCUAUUGCUGUUGAGGCUGCGACUGCUGCGACUGCUGCGACUGCUGCGGCUGCUACGGUUGCGAUUGCGGUUGAGAGCACGGAUGAGAACGUUGCUUAAGGUCCGGGACAGCAGACAGAGAGAAUGGGUUUCCUCCGUGCGUCCAGAAGGAUGUCUACGGAUUUGGAGAUUGCGUGAACGAAGCUUAUGUUUAUGCAGAACCCAUUUGGCAAGUUGCUUGGUUCUUUAUUCUUUGUAACAUACUAUUGUAUAUUUUCACGUUUUUACUGGUUUUUUAAAUAAUACUUGUACAUGC
Molecule: messenger RNA, 3563 nt
Organism: Gamsiella multidivaricata
Lineage: Eukaryota; Fungi; Mortierellomycota; Mortierellomycetes; Mortierellales; Mortierellaceae
Exons: 2
Coding region: 401-3367 (988 amino acids)
Source: RefSeq, a predicted model, not a curated record